CAAAGUAUCUUUCUAUUCCCGGGUAAAAUCUAGUUGAACGCCAACCAUUUCAUCUCCACCACUUGUUUUUCCUCUCCCUCUCAGGUCUCUGCUUUUGCUGUGCCCCCAACAUCAUCAAUGGCGGUAGCCUCUUCCUCGCUUCCCUUCCUCAACUCCCAUUUCUCAUCAUCUACUCUUCAGUUUCCUCCUACUCCACAAUUCCCAAAAGCCCAAUCUUGGUUUCUUCUCCGCACCAGAACCAGAACCACCUCUUUGUCAAUUACUAGAGCUGUAAAAUCUGAUGUUAGCAAGGAGGACAUCGUCAUCGUGGGUGCUGGGAUUGCUGGCCUUGCCACUGCAGCGUCUCUCCAGAGGCUCGGAAUUCGAUCAAUGGUGCUGGAGCAGGCAGAAUCACUUAGAACUGGUGGAACCUCACUCACCCUUUUCAAAAAUGGUUGGAGGGUAUUGGACGUAAUCGGAGUUGGUAGUCAUCUCAGGAGCCAAUUUCUUGAAAUUCAAGGGAUGGUGGUGAAGUCGGAAGAUGGAAGGGAGCUUCGCUCCUUCAGGUUUAAAGAUGAAGAUGAAAGCCAAGAAGUUCGUGCAGUGGAGAGGAGAAUACUUCUGGAAACUCUUGCCAAUCAGUUGCCAACAGAAGCAGUCCAUUUCUCUUCAGGGCUGGAAAAGAUUGAGACAAGUGAAAAUGGAGAGACUCUUCUGAAACUGAAGGAUGGAAACCAGCUACUUGCGAAGAUUGUUAUUGGCUGUGAUGGCAUUCGAUCUCCAGUUGCGAAGUGGAUGGGAUUCUCCGAACCUAAAUAUGUAGGGCAUUGUGCAUUCCGCGGGCUAGGAGUUUAUUCCAAUGGGCAUCCAUUCGAACCAAGAGUGAAUUAUGUCUAUGGAAGGGGAUUACGUGCUGGAUAUGUUCCUGUUUCUCCAACAAAAGUGUACUGGUUUAUCUGCUUCAACAGCCCAUCUCCAGGUCCAAAAAUUACCAAUCCAUCUGAGUUGAGGAAGCAAGCUAAGGAACUUAUCAGGAACUGGCCUUCUGAGCUGCUGAACUUAAUAGAUCUAUCCCCAGAUGAAACAGUCAGUAAAACUCCCCUCGUAGAUCGUUGGCUGUGGCCAGCCAUAAGCCCUUCUGCUUCAACGGGAAGGAUUGUGCUGGUUGGAGAUGCAUGGCACCCAAUGACUCCCAAUCUGGGGCAAGGUGCUUGUUGUGCAUUGGAGGAUUCUGUAGUUCUAGCAAGAAAGCUUGCAAAUGCAAUCAACUCUGAACCUGCAUCUAUAGAAGAUGCUUUCAGGUCAUAUGGAAGUGAACGAUGGCCCCGUAUCUUCCCAUUAACCAUACGUGCAAAUCUCGUCGGAUCGCUUUUGCAGUGGGAGGACCCAAUUGUUUGUUCUGUUCGGAACAAUAUCAUUAUACCGAAACUAGUUAGGCUUGGACCAAUUAUGGAACAUACAAAUUUUGAUUGUGAAUCUCUAAUGAAGACAAAUUUCUGAAACUUUAGGGCAACGAUGAGAUGUCAAGGAUCCGAAUUGCUAGUGAAUGCGAAGCCGCUCUCCACGCUUUAAGUCAUUGUAUAGAGAUCUUGAUAAAUUUAUUAUUUCAGAAUUCUAACAGUGAUAGAAAUAUAAAUUGUAUUAUUAGCGUUACAUAAUUAACCUUUCUUUUGCUCUC
Messenger RNA from Hevea brasiliensis (rubber tree), 1657 nucleotides. Its product is annotated as monooxygenase 2. Gene Ontology annotation, molecular function: FAD binding. NCBI's taxonomy places the organism in Eukaryota, Viridiplantae, Streptophyta, Magnoliopsida, Malpighiales, Euphorbiaceae. Bases 118 to 1479 code for a protein of 453 amino acids. The record is from RefSeq and is a predicted model, not a curated record. The transcript is spliced from 6 exons.